CGCUGCAGGCGUUUCCGGGAGCGCCGCGUGCGUCUGCUGUGGCCAUGGCCGUCUUCUCGGGCCCUGCGCCCCCGGUUCUCUCUCUGAACCCGCGGGAGGACGCCAAGUUUCAGAAAGAGGUGGCGCAGGUGCGCAAACGUGCUACCCAGCGAAAAAAGAAAGAACGGCUUACUCCAGGAGUCAUCUAUGUGGGCCACCUGCCUCCCACACUCUACGAGUCCCAGAUUCAGGAGUAUUUCUCCCAGUUUGGCACUGUUACGAAGUUCCGAUUGUGCAGAAGCAAAAGGACCGGAAACAGCAAAGGCUAUGCAUUCGUGGAGUUUGAGUCUGAGGACGUCGCCAAGAUUGUGGCUGAGACGAUGAACAACUACCUGUUUGGGGAAAGGCUGUUGGUGUGUCAGUUUAUGCCACCUGAAAAAGUACAUCCAGAGCUCUUUACAAACUGGAAUGUUCCAUUUCGUACGCCGUCAUUUCCAGCGGUGAAGCGGUACAACCAGAAUCGGACACUCCUCCAAAAGCUGCGCAUGGAGGAGCGAUUCAAAAAGAAAGAAAGGCUACUUAGGAAGAAAAUAGCUAAAAGAGGAAUUGAUUAUGACUUCCCAUCAUUGAUUUUACAGAAAGGGAAAAAUGCUGCGAGCGCUGAUCUGCAGAAGUCGGCGGAGAGCCAGGCUUUGCCUAAGAAGAAAAAGAAGAAAACUGCCAUGGCUAAAAGGAAGCAGGGAGAGCCUGGCGCCACCACCACCGCCGCGGAGAAGCCGCUGGACAGCCAGGGGCCCACACCAGUUUGUACACCAACGUUUUUGGAGAGACGAAAAUCUGAGGCAGCUGCCAUGGAAGAUGAUGAUAAGGAUAAUGAAAUAGUUUUCAGACAGCCUGUACUGGAUGUAAAAGAAGAAAAGCAAGAGACUCAAACCCCCGCACGUUCAGGGAAGAAGAGGCGAAGAAAAGGCGAUCUGUGAUUCUGAGUGUAUUGUGUACAAUACAGCUGCUGCUUUUGUGGCUCUGAGUUUGACUGGCACAGCGACACCAGCCAUGGCCAGGAGACUGCAGAGGAGGGCGUGUCGUAUCGCCUCCGGUCCGCCCUGGCUGACACAGGGCAGACAGGCAGGCGGCUGGUUCUCUCCCAUGGCGCUCCUGCGUGACUGCCUGCGCAAAGGCGUCACCGGUCCCGAUUCAAGCACCACACUGCAGCCCUCAUGUCACCAACCUCUUCCUGAUCAUCCACAUGGUUGGUUUGUCUUGAAAGGCAUAGGUUCUCUGUCCACAAGUUCCCCCCAAGUGCCUUAGUAGCCAGAGCUAGGGGCAGGGAACUGGGUGAGGGUCUUCAUGUGAGCGGCAGGCCCCAAGUGCAGGAGACGCCACUUGCUGUGUCCUAGGCUUUGCAUUCACAGCAGUCACAGCACAAGCAGAGCUAGGGCUUGCCCAGGCCAUCGAGCAAGACGUGGAUGUCCAGUGUCCAGGACUGUAAAAGUGACUCAGAA
This is a messenger RNA of Ochotona curzoniae (black-lipped pika), 1481 nucleotides long. RefSeq names its product nucleolar protein interacting with the FHA domain of MKI67 (gene NIFK). Gene Ontology annotation, cellular component: nucleolus. Gene Ontology annotation, molecular function: RNA binding. The transcript is spliced from 7 exons. Lineage: Eukaryota; Metazoa; Chordata; Mammalia; Lagomorpha; Ochotonidae. Gene Ontology annotation, biological process: maturation of LSU-rRNA from tricistronic rRNA transcript (SSU-rRNA, 5.8S rRNA, LSU-rRNA). The record is from RefSeq and is a predicted model, not a curated record. The coding region runs from base 45 to 959 and encodes 304 amino acids.